GGCAUCUCGUCGGAUCCCCAAACAAACCGAUGGAUAGAUAGUGACAUAGACAGACACGCUCACCCUUUUAUCAGCAUUCGAGCAUUGCACUCAACCAGAGGCAGAAUGAUUCAGCGGCGCAAUCCGUCUGGGCCGACAACGACCACCAACGCCGGUGAUGGUGCGCCUGGCUUGGGCCGGUCGGUUGCCCGGCGCAAGCGAAGACUGCACACGGAGAGAACCAGGCCACGACCGACGAUGGCACGAACAAUGUUCUGGGGGAUUUCCCUCGCCAUUGUGUUGGGUUUUGCUSCCGUCUCGAUCUCGAUUCCCACCGCGGCACUGGCAUUGGCGCUGGCUCCGGCCUGUUCUCCUUUUYCGUGYYKGCUGCGACAGGCGGCUCUCUCGACASGCGGCUCCGCGUUUGCGGUUCCUCGUCACGGUGAUCGACCAAGAAGCGACAGAAMCAAUCAACCCUCUGCACCAAAAACAACGCAUUGCUCGUCGUUGUUGCGUUCCUCGCAACUCGGGUUUGCUUCGUUUGACACGGACAAUGGCGGUGGGGAAUCCAAGCCAUCRGCGGCAGCGCURGCGGCGGCAACCGAUCCGUCACAAGAGGGCGGCGGCAGCGUCGAUGCGUCUCCCCCCGGUGGUUCCUAYACCGUCCGCGACUGCCAAUACCGGGAACUGAAACAGGUGGCGGAUCUCGUGGUGGAAUCCUUUUACGACAAGGCCACCACCAACAUCGUGGCACGCAAUCUCUACAAGCUCGCGGAGCUCAACCGGCUGCAGCAAAACUACGCCUACCCGGAAUCCCGCACGAAGCACCGGAUGCUGGUGGUCGUCGAGGCGAGCGAAAGAGCGRACAACGCCGGUGGCGACGAAGGUGCGAUCGUUGGCUUYUGCGACGUGGACGCCCGUCCGUGCCGGACCAAGCUGCGGCUGCCGCGGCCCUACCUCUCGGACCUGGCCGUGGAUCCGAACCAUCGGCGGAAGGGGCUGGCGCGGAAACUCGUGGAGGAAUCGGAGCGAUUCGUCUCGGGCCUAGAGGGCAACGGGAACAACGAAGACGAARAYSAARAYSAAAACGAAAACGACCAYUGCUGGCUCUGGAUCCGCGUCGAGGCGACCAACGAGGCGGCCCUCGGRCUCUACCGGGACGGGAUGGGCUAUUCGCGAACGCCGUGGUCGGUUACCGAUGCGUCGCUUCCGGUGGAUACCCAGGCGCGGAUCGAGGCCAAGGGAAGCGGGAACGCUUUCGCCGGCCAACCAUCGGGCGAACCGGAGGUCUGGACCCUGAGGAAGGACCUAGCGAGCCGGGAAUGAUUGGCUUCRAUUUAGAGUGGACACGCUUGGUUUUUUUGGAUUAGACUGGAUUGGAGAUYGGAUUCAUUCCAUUUCCGUUGCGUCCUGCUUCGAAUUCCCGUUCCGAUUCCCAUCARCAAAGCGAUUUUCAAAAAGCCCAAGGCCAAAAACGACGCUCGUCAUCGUUCCAACCUAAGAAUUGUACCGGUGCGAUAGCAAUUUGUAACUUCAAUACUYUUGAUGGUUGUACACACUAGUUAGUAGCACUUCMCAUACGAAUCGUAUUUUGAUCACGAUGUCAAAUUACGCGUCCAUGCAACGUCGUGAUGUUUGCGUAGAAUACUGGGGUAUUGAUACCUACGGUACGAUACGUACAUACGGUAAAGUACAUUAUUUGACGCUACGUACGAGUACGUACUGUUYAUUGUACGUUGACGGCCAUCAAAAUCCUUUCAACCAUAAACCUGAGAUAAUUUU
Molecule: messenger RNA, 1761 nt
Organism: Pseudo-nitzschia multistriata
Lineage: Eukaryota; Bacillariophyta; Bacillariophyceae; Bacillariales; Bacillariaceae
Source: the annotation of a GenBank genome assembly